AUGAUGAAGUCUUCUUUACAUGCAGAAGAGGAUGAUUUUGUGCCAGAGCUUCAGAGAAGUAUUCAUCCCCGCGAAAGGCCAGAUUGGGAAGAGACUCUCAGUGCAAUGGCGAGAGGAGCAGACAUCCCUGAUAUUUCAGGAGAGCUACCAUUGCGAACAUGUGGCAGCACAGCUAGCAUGAAAGUGAAGAACGUGAAAAAGUUAUCCUUCACGAAGGGCCACUUUCCAAAGAUGGCUGAAUGUGCUCACUUCCAUUAUGAAAACGUGGACUUUGGCAAUAUACAACUUUCACUCCCAGAGGAACAGAAUGAAGUAACAAGAAAUGGCUGUGAAUCCAAGGAACUUGUCUACCUUGUACAAAUCUCUUGUCAGGGCAAGGGCUGGAUUGUGAAGCGGAGUUAUGAAGAUUUCAGAGUACUUGAUAAGCAUCUUCACCUAUGUAUUUAUGACCGGCGCUUCUCCCAGCUCUCAGAGCUACCCCGUUCCGAUGCCUUGAAAGACAGCCCGGAGCUUGUCACCCAGAUGCUGAUGGCUUACUUGUCACGUCUCUCAGCCAUUGCUGGCAACAAGAUAAACUGUGGUCCUGCUCUCACAUGGAUGGAGAUUGAUAACAAGGGGAAUCACCUGCUAGUUCAUGAAGAAUCGUCCAUUAAUGUCCCUGCUAUAGCAGCUGCCCACGUUAUUAAAAGAUACAUUGCUCAGGCUGCUGAUGAAUUGUCCUUUGAGGUGGGAGAUAUUGUAUCUGUUAUCGAUAUGCCUCCAAAGGAGUUGACCACCUGGUGGAGGGGAAAACAUGGAUUUCAGGUUGGAUUCUUUCCUAGUGAAUGUGUUGAACUAAUUAAUGACAAAGUUCCUCAGUCUGUGACCAAUUCUGUGCCAAAGCCAGUCUCCCCUGCUCAUGGAGCCCGUCCAGCGUCCUGGAGCUACUUCCCCCCUUAUUUGGAGAUGGAUAGUGUAAAACCAGGUUCAGCAUGUGUUUCAGAGACCCUGAACCAAUCCCAGCUGAGUUCAGUAUCAAAAAAACACGGCAAGCUUAUAACUUUCCUUCGCACAUUCAUGAAGUCUCGGCCAACCAAACAGAAGCUGAAGCAGCGGGGGAUCCUAAAGGAGAGGGUGUUCGGCUGCGACCUUGGAGAGCAUCUCCUCAACUCUGGCCAUGAUGUCCCCCAGGUCCUCAAGAGUUGCACUGAAUUCAUCGAGAAACAUGGCAUUGUGGAUGGAAUAUACCGUCUGUCUGGGAUUGCUUCCAAUAUCCAGAAGCUACGGCAUGAGUUUGACUCCGAGCAAAUCCCUGACUUGACGAAAGAUGUAUACAUUCAAGAUAUACACUGCGUGGGUUCACUGUGCAAGCUGUAUUUUCGGGAACUCCCAAAUCCCCUGCUCACCUAUCAGCUGUAUGAGAAAUUCUCAGAUGCUGUGUCUGCUGCUACAGAUGAAGAACGAUUAGUUAAAAUCCACGAUGUCAUUCAACAAUUGCCACCGCCCCACUACAGGACGCUGGAGUUCCUGAUGAGACACUUGGCUCAUCUGGCUGAUUACUGUGCCAUCACCAAUAUGCACACAAAGAACUUAGCAAUCGUCUGGGCACCAAACCUACUGAGAUCAAAGCAGAUAGAAUCUGCCUGUUUCAGUGGGACAGCUGCUUUCAUGGAGGUUCGAAUCCAGUCAGUGGUUGUGGAGUUCAUUCUCAAUCAUGUGGAUGUCCUUUUCAGCUCCAAACUCAGCUCGGUUAUUCGAGAGAGUGCAGGCCACAGCUCUUUGUCACGGCCUAAAUCUCUGCUGGUAUCUUCUCCCUCAACAAAACUGCUCACGCUGGAGGAAGCACAAGCGAGGACUCAAGCCCAGAUAAAUUCGCCCAUCGUGGCAGACAGCAAGUACAUCGAAGUGGGUGAAGGACCCGCUGCUCUACAGGGGAAAUUCCACACUAUCAUAGACUUUCCAUCUGAAAGGAAGAGACCGCCAAGUAAGAUGAAGAAAUCUCCGGUUGGAAGCUGGCGCUCCUUCUUUAACCUAGGGAAAUCCUCGUCUCUCUCCAAGCGGAAAUUACAGCGCAACCCGAGUGAGCCUUCUGAAAUGAAAGCCAUAGCCCUGGCAGGAGGACGAGGAGACAGUGGGACCCUGCGCUCCGCCAAGAGUGAAGAGUCCCUCUCGUCGUUACAUGCCAUAGAUGGUGAAUCUAAAUUGUUCCGGCCCAGAAGACCGCGGUCCAGUAGCGAUGCCUUGUCUACCUCCUUUAACGGGGAGCUCUUGGGGAACAUGAACCGCUGCAAUUCCUACGACAACCUGCCCCAUGACCAGGAGAGCGACGGGGAGGAAGGGCACAUCCACGUCCCCGCUCUCAUCUCCCCGCGGUCAGCCGAGGACGUUGACCUGAGCCCGCCUGAGAUCGGUGUGGCGAGCCUGGAUUUUGACCCCAUGUCUUUUCAGUGCAGCCCUCCCAAAGCAGAGUCCGAGUGUCUCGACAGCAGCACCUCCAUGCUGGAGUCUGUAGACUUUAAUAAGGAUAGACAGAGCACCUUUAAGAAGGAGCUGGACUCCGGCAGCCAGUCUCAGACGCCGGGCAGUGCCACGAGCUCUGAACCAGUCUCCCCCUAUCAAGAGAAGACCAUGAGUCACUUCUUCACGCUAGACUUGAGUACGACGGAAGACAAAUCAUCCAAGCCCCAGUUGUUCUCCGAGAAGGCAGGCCACGCCUUUUCCCCCAAGAUGGAACGGAAGCCGCAGAAGUCUCCGCCCCAAAAUGUAUUAGAGCCCGUCUCCUUCGCUCUACCCAGCCGGGUACCAGAUGUCAUUGGCGGCUUAUCCGGGAGCUUCGGUGUGCCAGAGUGGACUAGAGGGAACUCCAGCACCAGCGAGGCCCUGAGCAGGUCCCCACCGGAGAUGAUAAUAUCACCCUUGAAAGCCAUUGAGCUGAGGCCAGGUGAAGGACACCACAGCCAAGAGCUCCAGAGCCAAGGAGACACUAGGAAAGCCGAACUCCAAGAAGAGGUGGAGCAGCCCCUGGCCAGCAGCAGCCAGAGUAAGCCUGUACCUUCUGGACAGACGCAGCCAGGAGUGGUUGCCCUCGACUCCCCCCAGGAUCCCGUGCCAGUCAGUUCUGUCUCUGUUGUCCCUCCUCCUCCACCGAAAAAUGCAGCACGCAUGCUAGCCUUGGCCCUAGCAGAGUCUGCCCAGCAAGCCUCUGUUCAGUCCAACAGGAAACCAGAUGCUCUUUCAGACUGUAUCACCUAUGCAGAGGUGGAGAGCGGAGGAACUGUAGAAAUGUUCCAUCCAUAUUCUGGUGUCACUCCAGAGAAGCUUCAACUCUAUGCUGCUCUGCCAGAGAAUCAGCUCAGUUUUCAGCUCAGUUUUCAGGCUGCCACUCCUGGAGACCACCACAGAAGUGGACUACCUGUAGACCAGGGCUUUCCUGACAGUGGCAUGCCCGAGGGCAGCAGCCAUUCUCACGUUGGCACACCCGGAAAUCGGGACCACUCCCUUCUCCCUACUGACAUUCCUGGAGAGCUGCAAAGUGGCACAGAUAUGGGCUGGGACCACUCCCACUUCCAUCCUCGUGGGUCGGGGGAGACUCACCACCUCGCUCACUCUGUUCUGUCCGAGGGUCAGAACCACCCUCACCUUUGCGCUCGGGGAGCGGUGGAGCCAGAGCCACCCACCGCAGAAGCACCUGCACAAAACUCUCACCUCCACGGCAGCCUCCCUAUGGAUAAGAACCAAAUCCAGACCAACAAGCUUCACUUUCCUGUCUGCACCGCAGAAAAUAUGUAUCAGUUUCUUCCUGCAACCAUUGGGGAGAAAACAGCCACAACGGUUGCUGCAUACAUGACGACGGUUCCGGUGACAGCAACCGAAACGGAACCUGUAGCAUCCGGCCAGCACGGUCCCAUCCAUCCUGCCGCGGCAACUCCCAAUGGCACAUGGGGAGAUGUUGCGCUCAUGACUGCUCAGCACGCUCUUGCCGCCAGCCAUGCAGCCCCAGCGCAGAGACCGGGAGAGCAUCAGCCCGCUGUGGGACAAGCGCCGGUGACAGCCGUCAAACCUCCCAGUGGCCUGGGCCAGGCACAAGAAGAGGCGACUCCAGAGAAACUGCCUGAGCCACGGUCAGCUGAGCCAGCUCUCGUUUUCAUCCCCGAGGGCAGUGCUACUAUCCAGUGUACGACGGCCAUCCCUGUAGCCACGCUCCAUCAAGGCCACUUGGAAAAGCCCCGUGAGAACGCCAGAGCUCCCACUUUGCACUUGCGUUCUGAAUCUGUCCCGGCUCACUCCUAUGGAUUUACACCUCCAGUCCCGCCUGUGAGGACAAUAGAGAGUAAAAUUGCUGCAGCCAUGCAUUCAAACAGUGCAGAUCCUAUUAAUCCCUCCAGUUACCAUUCCUUUCUUGCUGCUUCUUCUCUGCCGUCAUCAGUGGAGGACGCUCUGCCGCCGCCUCCCCCACCCAAACACGCCUCUCUUCAGUCUUCAUAUUUCUCACAUUCCAAGUCCGAGAACACCCCGGAGCCCCCAGCAUUGGACAACUGUGUGCAUCACAAGCCUACAUCCAUCCACCAGUACAGGGCCGAAAGCAUCCCGCCGCACCUGUAUCACAGCAAGUCCGAGCAACAUCCCGGCUGUCCUUCUCUGGCGGAAACCCCCACGUCUGCGGUUCCCAGGUACAAUGUGUACGCCUCACAAGGGAAGAGCGCCUCUGUCCACCACUCCAAGCCUCGCAGCCGGGUGGAGUACAUGUCCUCCAUGAGCCCUACGAUGAGGAGCACCAGUUACGUAGAGGAGACGCCGCCCUACCCCUCCAUUCGGCGCGUGCACUCGCUGCACGUUGCUACUCCGUCCACCAUCCGAUCAGUUCCCAUAUCCCGUACGGAGGUGCCUCCUGAUGAUGAGCCGCUCUACUGCCCAAGGCCUCUCUACCAAUUUAAGCCAUAUCAGCCCCAUGCGGACUAUCACGUCACCCAGCUGCAGCCUUACUUUGAGAAUGGCCGUGUUCAUUAUCGGUAUAGCCCCUACUCAAGCUCCUCCAGUUCUUCCUGCUACACCGCUGCCGACGGUGGGUUUUAUGAUCUGGAUCCGUACGGAACAGUGCGACUGAGGCAGUGCCAUCCUCUCUCUGGUCGAGAUUUUGCAUCUUACUCCAGGCUGCAGGGCAAAGGCUUGUGCCGCUAUCCUGGCCUGCCGCUGUACCCCCGGGGUGGCCUCGCCAGCCACCUGACUGGCAAAGAGCACAGCUUCAUCAGCCGGGACGUGCCGCCCGCUCCGGAUGUCAAACCCAUGUAUGUCUCCUGGGAUCUGGAGGACAUGGAAAAGUAUCGUAUGCAGUCCAUCCGCAGGGAAAGCCGUGCACGCCAGAAAGUGAAAGGGCCUGUCAUGUCCCAGUAUGACAACGUAGCCCCCUUGCUGCAGGACGAGUUGCGAACGGUCGAUGUUGUUCACUUGCGCAGUAAAUCUGAUCCUGGGAAAACUGGCCUUCUCACUGUUGCUGAUGGGAAAGAAGGAAGGUAUCCUUGCAAGGUUGGGACCCCUGAGGGGGACGAACGCUACUAUGUGCCACAUCCGGACACCGACUUAGACAGAUCCCAUUACCAUGGAAACUAUGGGAAUGGGCAGUCUGAGAAACCUUCCCUCCCUCAAAAGCAAAGCAGCAUCAGGAACAGGAAACCACACGAGGCGGGUUGUAAUUCGACCGAGCACAGAACGCAUCUUCAGCACGACGUGAGCCAUAGGCAGCCCCUGGAAUCUAAAAACGGGCCCCUGUAUGCUGAUUACCGACCAAAGGGGCACCAGGAGCCACUGGAAUCGAUGGCCUACCAGCACUCUGGUGGCGGGAAAUACGUUCCAGCCAGCCACGAUGCCUUGAGACUGAAUCAUAAAGAGCUGAAGCUGCCAGAGGACAGGCCCGAAGCAGAGCGGCCUCGAGCCAGGCAGGCCGCUGCUGCUGCUGAAAAGCACACCAGAGACUGCUACAAAGAGGGCGAGCACUAUGGGCAGCCCGCGGCACCGCCCCCGAAACCAGAGCGGAGCCACAGCCUCCGGCUCCAGCACCCCGAGAGUGUAGAGCGGGACCCCGGCCUCCUUUACCCGUACCAAACCCUCGGCAAGCGCCAAAGCACCAUGACUGUGGUGUCGCAGUACGAUAAUUUGGAUGACUACCAUACCAUGCCUCAGCACCAAAGAGGGGGCUAUGCUGGAGGAGGGGGGUUCGUCCCCCCCUUUUCGCAUCCGCACAGCAGGACCUAUGCCACGGCCUUGGGCCAGGGGGCCUUCCUUCCCUCCGAGCUCUGCCUGCAGAGGCCUGAGACUGAGAUCCAUGCGGAGUGAGGCUCAAGGGGGCGGGAGGGAUAGAGUGUGAGCAGCCUCUGCUGGACAGCGGACUGUUUUAUUUUUUCAGUGAUACACA
Messenger RNA from Euleptes europaea (tarantolino), 6388 nucleotides. It is a transcript of the gene ARHGAP32, whose product is annotated as Rho GTPase activating protein 32. NCBI's taxonomy places the organism in Eukaryota, Metazoa, Chordata, Lepidosauria, Squamata, Sphaerodactylidae. Gene Ontology annotation, cellular component: actin cytoskeleton; nucleoplasm; fibrillar center. The record is from RefSeq and is a predicted model, not a curated record. Bases 1 to 6309 code for a protein of 2102 amino acids. Gene Ontology annotation, molecular function: phosphatidylinositol phosphate binding; protein binding; GTPase activator activity. The transcript is spliced from 23 exons. Gene Ontology annotation, biological process: small GTPase-mediated signal transduction.